UGAACAUCGCAUUAUACCGUGACUACCUCGACACUAUUCAUGUAUUUCAACAAAGUAAGUUUAUGUUAAAAUAUUCACUAUCUAGACUUUGGUGACCCUUAUCACUGGCGUGGUAUUAACUGCAUAUAACUAAGGUAUCCGUGAGUUUAAAUUAGACUAAAAAAGUCGACAUGAGUGCUUUCCACGUACUGGGUUUCAUCACUGCGCUACUUGUUGUUAUAAAAGUGUACCUCAAACUCACCACCGGAUGGUGCAAAAGUAAAGUUUGUCUUGUGGGGAAGACUGUUAUUGUGACUGGAUCGAAUACAGGAAGCAGGACGUUGAGCAUGACUACUGACGUCCCAUGGUAUUGGAUAUGAAGCAGCUUUGGACUUUGCAAAAAGAGGUGCCAGGGUCAUCUUGGCUUGCAGAAACGAAGACAAAGCGAUAGAUGCAAGAGACAGAAUCAUCAAAGAUACCUUAAACGAAAAUGUAGUGGUGAAACAACUCGACUUUUCGAGGCUGUCAUCAGUAAGAAACUUUGCCAAAGAGAUUUUGGAAACAGAGGAGAGGCUUGAUAUUUUAGUUAAUAAUGCCGGUAUGGCAUCCACUAAGAACAAGGUAACAGAAGAUGGGUUUCAGCUUGGAAUCCAAAUUAAUUACCUUGGACCAGCUUUGGCGACAUUUCUGCUAUUAGAUCUGCUGAAGAAGUCUGCUCCAAGUAGAAUAAUCAAUGUGUCAUCAUUCUUGGCCGCUCAUGCUGAUCUGAGCGUAGACAGUCUGGAUAAAUUAUACCAAGGACCAUACUACACAUACAACAACAGUAAAUUAUGCAAUAUUUUCUUCACAAUCAAACUGGCCCAACUGCUGAAAGACGACCAAGUAUAUGUGUUUUCCUUACAUCCAGGCACUAUAAAGACUAACAUCUUCAGAGUCAUCAGAGGUUGGGGGAAAAAUAUUUUAGACCCAAUCAAGGAAAUUUAUUUUAAGACUCCGGAAGAAGGGGCACAAACUACAUUACACACAGCUCUCGAACAAGGGAUUGAAAAGUAUUCCGGAGGACAUUUUUCAGACUGCAAGCUGAUACGACCCUACAAGUUGGCUCAAAAUGAAAAGCUGUGCUCAGAUGUUUGGAACAAGACCUUAGAGCUACUCAACAUACCGAAUAUUGAAAACAAGUUACUAAGUAAAUAUUAAUAUAAAACAUCGCAGUUUUUACCCUGCUUUCCAUAUUGUCACUAGUCCCACCCCGUAAAGAUUUACACGCACCAGCUCGCUAGCUCACGAACAGAUAAAUCAUAUCCGCUUAGAAAUAUGCACAUCGUCGGUAAAUAGUGCAUAAAAUAUGAAGUAUUUGCUGUGGAUUUGGGGGGUUCUAUCGGUUUACAAAAACCAAUGGGGCUGACACUUGCAGGCAUUCCCUCUCUGGGGGCAAUCCCCCUCGGGGGUCAACUCUUACCAUUGUAUCCUGCGCAGAGACCAGCUGUUCUCUAUACUUAAAUAUUCAACACAAUAUUUAUUUGUGAGUAGUUUCGAGUUGUUUCUUCAGCAGCACUUUGCAGCGCACAAGCGAAAGUCUUAUCAGCCCUGAGCAAUUAACCCCCAAAUUACAAUAGUGAGAUAUUUGGUGUAGGCUCCUUUCCGAUCGAUUUUGUGGUACCUUUGGUUAUUAGCCUACCGAUAUGUACGAGAUAUAUUUGGUGGAGGCACUUUAUAAACUGAGCUGGGCAUUUUUGUGCUUUUGUGUAGGUACUUGAUCUUUAUACAUGAUCUGUAAAAGAUCACAGCUCUACAAAAGACGUCCUAAAAAUGCACGAUAUAAGCAUGGUCAAAACACUGACAUAAUGUCACACCGAUACUAGGGUUCUGCUUAUUACGGUAAUUUUCAUGUGCGUUUUAGUACUAAUAAAGUACAUUUUUUCAAUUCAUUCAUUGCGUCUUAUUUUUCUGCGAUUAUACCUGAGAUUUUGUUUUGCUCAAAGAUGGUUUCUGUUUAUCAGUUUAGAUGCUGUGAAUCGCUAUAAACGUUCAACCAUUUUUUUAUUUUUAGUUUUUAUUCAGCGCUAUACUAGAUAGGUUCAUAUGCAUCCAC
Messenger RNA from Acanthoscelides obtectus, 2071 nucleotides. Lineage: Eukaryota; Metazoa; Arthropoda; Insecta; Coleoptera; Chrysomelidae. The record is from the annotation of a GenBank genome assembly.